Phyllostomus discolor (pale spear-nosed bat) is the source of this 789-nucleotide messenger RNA. RefSeq names its product keratin, type I cytoskeletal 18-like. The coding region runs from base 1 to 789 and encodes 262 amino acids. Lineage: Eukaryota; Metazoa; Chordata; Mammalia; Chiroptera; Phyllostomidae. The record is from RefSeq and is a predicted model, not a curated record. The transcript is spliced from 2 exons. Gene Ontology annotation, biological process: intermediate filament cytoskeleton organization. Gene Ontology annotation, cellular component: keratin filament. Gene Ontology annotation, molecular function: structural molecule activity.
AUGACCAGGGGUCUGGUGGGCAUAGGGGGCAUCCAGAGUGAGAAGACUAUGCAAUGCCUGAAGGACCACCUGGCCUCCUACUGGAGAGGUGCCCGCAUUGUUCUGCAGAUUGACAAUGCCCACCUUGCUGUUGAUGACUUCAGAGUCAAGUGUGAGAUGGAGUUGGCCAUGCACCAGUCUGUGGAGAAUGGCAUCAAUGGGCUCCGAAAGGUCACUGAUGACACCAAUAUCACGUGGCUGCAGCUGGAGACAGAGACCAAGGCUCUCAAGGAGGAGAUGCUCUUCAUGAAGAAGAACCAUGAGGAGGAAGUAAAUGGUUUACAAAACCAGAUUGCAAAUUCUGGGUUGACCAUUGAGUUGGAUGCCCCCAAAUCUCAGGACCUUGGCAAAAUCAUGGCAGACAUCUGGGCCCAGUAUGACGAGGUAGCUUGGAAGAACCAAGAGGAGCUAGACAAGUACUGGUCCCAUCAGACUGAAGAGAACACCACAUUGGUCACCUUUCAGACUGCUGAGAUAGACACUCCUGAGAUGACACUAAUGGAACUGAUACGUACGGUCCAGUCAUUGAAGACUGACCUGGACUCAGUGAGGAAUCUGAAGGUCAGUUUGGAGAACAGCCCAAGGGAGGUAGCGAUGCACUAUGCCAAUGGGUGGAACAACUCAAUGGGAUCCUGCUGCACCUGGAGUCAGAGUGGGGCCCAGACUCAGGCUGAGGGGCAGCGCCAGGCCCAGGAGUAUGAAGCCCUGCUGAACAUCAAGGUCAAGCUGGAGGCUGAGAUUGCCACCUAG